Messenger RNA from Diorhabda carinulata, 627 nucleotides. RefSeq lists its product as uncharacterized. The record is from RefSeq and is a predicted model, not a curated record. The transcript has 3 exons. NCBI's taxonomy places the organism in Eukaryota, Metazoa, Arthropoda, Insecta, Coleoptera, Chrysomelidae. Bases 130 to 531 code for a protein of 133 amino acids.
CAUUUUCAUAAGUGGUCGUGGGAAAAUACUUAUUUUGAAUGAAUUACUAAAUAAAUCUUUGUUUGACAUUUGGAAAAAAAAUCAGAUACAUAUGUCAUUGCAAUUUUCAUUUUCGUAAAAAUUUCCAUAAUGGCAAAUCCUCUAAAAGCUCUUAACGAACAUUUUCUUUAUAAUCACAGGAUGGUUAAAGCACUACAACAAUUUUUAUGUCCCAGUGAUAGAAGAGUAAUAUCCAUAUGGUUGGACAAAUUAUACGACAUGGACAAAAAUGUCGAAGAAAUGUUAAUCAGAAGUGAUUAUAUGUGGUUUAUAUUACUGAUGAUUCAGGGUAAAAAAAUUCUCAACCCCUUCACGAAAUUACCACCUACUACUCUGGUACCAUUGAAAAAAUUUGUCCCACUUCACACUUAUGAAGAUGUUCUUAUUGCAAAUGAACCUACUAUGAGUCGUAUAAAUUCAAGUAUUAGCGACGACAGUAUUUUCUUUUCAUUAGACAAAAAAGAAACGUCUUGUGGAUCUUUUCAACUUUAAAACAAACAUCAGACGCGAUUUUUUUUAUCAAUAUUUAAAGUACAACUAGCUCUCGAAAUAAUUAUAUUCCUAUUACAUAAAUAAACACACCGUACA